GGCGCAUGCGCAGGCGGAAAUUGAGCAGCCAUCGCCCUAGAUAACGGUAUCAAGCGACGACGAGAGUUUGCGGCCGCGCGCGAGUGGAUGUCGACGUCGGGAAUUCGGCCGUAGCGGACUGGAAUUGCGGCGGGCCGACGUGUGCGUACGUGUGUGAGAUUGGGCGCCGCGCAAACCGAGAACCGUUGGCACCGAGCGAGCGGGAUGGCCCUGCUGGGGAGGAGCAGCGCCUAGUCUCCGACCGAAAACCCCCCUUUCGCCUCGCAUCGCAGCGACGCCGCCCGCCGAAAGUCGUCGGCCCUAGCAGGAAGCUUUUUCCGCCGAGUAGAGAGUCUGCUUUGCUGAUCCAGAAUGCGCGAGUACAAGAUCGUGGUCCUGGGCAGCGGUGGUGUCGGCAAAUCGGCCCUCACGGUGCAGUUCGUGCAGGGCAUAUUCGUGGAGAAGUACGACCCCACCAUAGAGGACAGCUACCGCAAGCAAGUCGAAGUCGAUGGACAGCAGUGCAUGCUCGAGAUUCUCGACACCGCCGGCACUGAACAAUUCACGGCGAUGCGCGACCUGUACAUGAAGAACGGCCAAGGCUUCGUGCUCGUCUACUCGAUAACGGCGCAGUCGACGUUCAACGACCUCCAGGAUUUGCGCGAGCAGAUCCUCAGGGUCAAGGACACGGAGGAGGUGCCGAUGGUGCUUGUGGGCAACAAGUGCGAUCUUGAGGACGAGCGCGUCGUCGGCAAGGACCAGGGCAUCUCCCUGGCGCGCAACUUCAACUGCGCCUUCAUGGAAACCUCAGCCAAAGCCAAAAUCAAUGUAAAUGAUAUAUUCUACGACCUUGUUCGGCAAAUCAACAAGAAGUCCCCGGAGAAGAAGCAAAAACUGAGAAAGAAGACUCACUGCGUCCUGCUCUAAUCGCGCCACCUUCACACCACUGAAAAUUUUCGGAAGAAAACCAACUGCUAUGAACCGAAAAGCUGAGCAAGUUUCCUUCCCUUCAAGAUGAAGUACUUUGGUUUAGAAAGAAAGAAAGACUCUUUGAAAGAAUCACACUAACCUGAUCACGCAGACACACACACUCACUCACACAAUGACACACAAACAGGCAAAACUGUCAAACUCACUGCUGGCACAAAUUGAGUCUCCCCUCCUCUCAGAUCGGUGUUGUUCGUUGGUUGGUUUUUGUGCUGCCGGCUGCGCAAUCUGGUGAUAAACUUUGGUUAAAUAUCGAGAGAACUGCUUUCCGCUUUUGUUUGAAUUUAUAUAUUUAGAGUUUUGUGCACCAAGAAAGAAAGUAAGAAAGAGUCCAUCUAUCUCCCAAGAGCCGCCUGACCGAUUAUUUUUCAAAAUUUCCAAAUUGUCGGUGAAAAGAUUUGUCACGCGGCUCCGAGUUAUUUUGUAAAAUUUCUAAUGCUAUGUACUACUGCCAUCAUCUCUUACUCCACUAUAACUAUCGCUAAAGAAGGAACUGUCAGUCGGGUUGGCAUGGCGUUGCAUUUCUAGAGUUUGUCUGCGCCUCUCUGGUCCCGUCACCGGCCCUUGCGUGCCAAAGACGCCGUCUGUGAUUUUGGCCUGAUGAAAAAGAGAAAAAAAGGAAAUUAUUUCCGAGCCGACUGGGCUGGUGCGACAUGGGCCGGAUGCUCAGGCAACUCGAACCAAACAAACUAAAAUCAAAUUAGGAAGAAUCGACUAUUAUUGUAAACAAAUGAGGAUAUAAUUAUAUUGUCAUCCAACAACUUUUAAUGAAUGUGUAACAAAUAAGUGUGUGUCACCCUUCUGAUGAAUGAGAAUCGGACAACUUCCUAAAAAGCUUCGGGUCUCGAGCGAGUUUGGAAAUGUGGUCAAUCUCUGUGCAACUGGAAAUAAUUAUAAUAAUAAUAAUUGGGAGUCGCUAUAUUUUUUGCUGAUCGAUGUGAAUUUGAUGUACAAACAAACAGAGCCCUAUCUCUAAAAUCCUACCGGACCAAUAAUAAGUAAAUUAUCGUAAAUGGUGAGCAAUGUCGAUGUCUUUCAAAAAAAGCUUGGAAGAGCUCAGUAAUAAUUCUCGGUUUCUUUUCCAAACUCGAAUCGGGGCCCGAUUAUUUCUAAUUUUGUAUUCGGAGAGAAAUUCCGUUGUGCAAACCUGGUGAGGUUUUACUUUUCCGUUUCAUUCAGCUUUCUUGAUCCGACUUUUAUAAGUUUUCUAAGCAUUAUUAUAUAUUUUUCUCCCUCCUCCCACGAGCUUUAAAAAAAACAUGUAUAACCAACUUCUAUUAUUACCAAUCGCUUAUCGCUACAGGAAUUGAAAAGAAAAAGAAGUGAUGUUCGAAUAAUCAGUUUUACGUUCACGUUUGGCAUUUUUCUCAACGUUAUACACUGCAGGCGACGUAAAGUGAGACUGCUGGAGCGUCUCGAAGCAAGUCAGUGUAAUUAAUUAUGAUUAUUAUUAACUAUUGUAAUUAUUAUUAACGAUAUAAAAAAACACACACUUUUCCGAUGAAAUUGGAUGCAUUUUUGAGCAUGUUCAAGUUUUGUGUUGGAAAAAAAGUACAGUCUCGUUGAAUAAGUGCGACGAGUGCAUUUUUCUGGGAAAUCCACGUCGCUGAUAAGUGGGACAUAUACUGGGUAUUAUUUAAGGAGAAUCAAAAAUCAUACGAUUUUCUAUAAUUAUUUGUUUAAGGCGUUAACAUUAUGCAACUUUAGAGAGGCAAUUAAAUAUUAAACGAGAGAGUGUGCGAAGUAAUCGUGGCAAUUAAUAUCAGCACAAACAGACAUCGGGGUUUUAGUCUAAUGGAUGGCUAUUUUUUUUAUAAAUGGAAUGGUUCAUCCCCUCAAAAAGAAUAAAAAUUAUAAACCAAGAAAUGCUUGAAACUGUCCCCCGCUCUGCAUCCUCUGCCAAAAAUGCUGGGUUUUUGUUUUGGACGGGAAUAUUUGGAAAUUUAUAUGGAUAAAAAAAAAUAUGAAUGGAUAUAACAACUGCCCUUUCCCUUGUAUUUUAAUCUCUGUUUUAAAGUUUAAGAUCUGUUCUACUCUUGUAAAAAUAAAACAUUUAAAAUUUAA
Messenger RNA from Neocloeon triangulifer, 3030 nucleotides. RefSeq names its product ras-related protein Rap1 (gene Rap1). NCBI's taxonomy places the organism in Eukaryota, Metazoa, Arthropoda, Insecta, Ephemeroptera, Baetidae. The coding region runs from base 352 to 906 and encodes 184 amino acids. Gene Ontology annotation, cellular component: plasma membrane. The transcript has 4 exons. The record is from RefSeq and is a predicted model, not a curated record. Gene Ontology annotation, biological process: Rap protein signal transduction; negative regulation of synaptic vesicle exocytosis; cellular response to cAMP. Gene Ontology annotation, molecular function: GTPase activity; GDP binding; GTP binding.